Messenger RNA from Neoarius graeffei (lesser salmon catfish), 14478 nucleotides. RefSeq names its product vacuolar protein sorting 13 homolog D (gene vps13d). Gene Ontology annotation, molecular function: protein binding. The transcript is spliced from 70 exons. Gene Ontology annotation, biological process: protein retention in Golgi apparatus; protein targeting to vacuole; mitochondrion organization. Gene Ontology annotation, cellular component: extrinsic component of membrane. The record is from RefSeq and is a predicted model, not a curated record. Bases 512 to 13636 code for a protein of 4374 amino acids. Lineage: Eukaryota; Metazoa; Chordata; Actinopteri; Siluriformes; Ariidae.
GAGGGAGGCUCGUGCAGGUUUGACAUGUAACCGCAGCGGUAAACACACACACACACACACACAGCGGGUGCUGUAAUGUCCGCGGACAGGUUUGUUAAAACGCAUUUUGUGAAAGUGAAAGGCUGACCUGGUGACGUUUACACAAAGCAGUUUAGCGCGUCGUUUCAGGUAGUUUUAUGUCACGGGUAAAAAGUUGCUGGUUGUUGGCUAAAGAGCCAUGCUAGCUAGCUGGAAGGCUAAGUUCAGCCCGCCGUCGCUGCUCCUCUCACUGUUCUCUCUCUCUCUCUCUCUCUCUCUCUCUCUCUGUGGGUCUCAGCUCAGGGUCGCAGCUCAGUGAGUGAGUAAGUUGACCUAAUUACAGUUGUGUGGAUUAAACACUAAACCAAACUGGUUUCUUCUAAACGACCUACAUAAUCGCCGUCUCAAGACAAUGACUUCAAAUGCCUGGAGUGAGCAUUGUUAACCUCCAUCUAUCGUCAUCAAGGAUCCCCUGCCACUUUUCCCUCUCACCAUGUUAGAGGGACUUGUUGCCUGGGUACUUAACACAUACCUGGGCAAAUACGUCAGCAACCUUAACACUGACCAGCUCUCUGUUGCUCUUCUUAAAGGAGCAGUAGAGCUCGAGAAUCUUCCUUUAAGGAAAGAUGCACUCAGAGAGUUCGAUCUGCCCUUUGAGGUCAAAGCAGGUUUCAUUGGGAAGAUUGUGCUUCAGAUCCCCUUCUAUCGCCCUCAUAGUGAGCCAUGGGUCAUCUCUAUGUCUCAGCUGAACCUAAUUAUUGGCCCUGCCCGUCCCCAGGAAUACGAUGAGGAGCAAGAAAGGGAAGCAGAGCGGGAGCAGAAGAAACGGUUGCUCAAAGCUUUAGAGGACAAAUGGAAGAGUGAACGUGAGCAGAAGGGUGAAUCGUACUGGUACUCGGUCACUGCAUCUGUUGUCACCAGGAUAGUGGAGAAUAUCGAGCUGAAGAUUCAAGGUGUGCACCUACGGUUUGAAGAUGACUUCUCAAACCCAGAAAAGCCCUUUGCCUUUGGAUUUUGUAUUAAGAAUGUAUCAGCACAGAACUCCUCCAAAGAACCUACUCAGAAGCUCACGCGGCAAAAGCAGCUGGAGAUCGAGGAGUUCAGUGUGUACUGGGACACACAGUGCACCAUGCUCGGGGAUCUUCCUCUGUCUGAAAUACAGGAAACUAUGACCAUGUGCAUGCAGAGCAGGGAGCAUCAGUAUAUAUUUGAGCCAGUGUGCGCGUCUGUACUGUUGAGGAGAAAUGCCUCAAAAGAACCGUUACGAUCCCGCCACACACCGCGCAUUGAGGGCCAGGUGCAGCUAGAGCCCCUCUCACUGCACCUUUCUCAGGUUCAGUAUCAGCAGAUAAUGGCUUUUCUCAAGGAGCUUGACAGACGAGAAAGGGAAAUGCUUUUCCAUAAGUGGAGACCCAAAGUCCCUGUCUCAGAAAACUGCCGGCAGUGGUGGAUGUUUGCCAUCAGCGCUAACCUGGAAGAGAUCAGAGAGAAGCGGAGGCGGAAUAACUGGGACUUUGCACUUCACCGAGCCCAGGAUGCCCAACUCUACAUAAAAUUAUAUGGACAGAGGCUUAAGAGAGUUACUUUGAGUCUACAGGAGGAGAGUGAGCUUGAAAGGAUUGAAGAUGAACAGACCCUGGAGGAGUUACAGAUUCUCAGGGAAAUUGUUCAUGAAUCCUUUCGAAAGUUGGAGGAAAUUGCAGAGUGUUUACGAGAGCCCAUUUCAGAGCCAGCAGCUUCUUCACCUCCUGGUACCAUUCCAAGAAGUGGCAGUUCUGGUAUGAUUCAGUACCUGCAGUCUUGGUUUCCUGGUUGGGGUGGUUGGUAUGGAGGUGCUGAGAGAGGGCCUGAUGGCCAGCCAGUGACAGAUGAGCUCAUGCCAGGAAGUAGCCAGUGGGAUAUCCUGGCUGAAACGGAUGACCUCUUUGACCCGUUGGAAGACUCUCAAACAUUGAAUACUUUUACGCGGAGGGAUCACCUGUUUGCACGGCUGGAUUUCUUGUUAGAGAAAGCAACUGUCACUCUUUUCCAGGAAGACAAGUUGAAUCGUUUAUCCAAUGAGAGUGGUGUUAUUCAGUUGGAGUUUUCAGGAGUGAAGAUUGGUGUCGAGUCUCUACCCCGCUCAGAGUCAUCUUUACUUUCUGUAAAGCUUGGGGGGCUGUUUCUCAGAGACCUCACAACCCAGGGAUCGAUUUUCCCUGUCUUGGUCUCACCAAAACCGAACAAAAUUGCUCUCGCUGUCAAUCAGCCAUUUGGGCAGAGUAGUAGCACAGACAAAAGCAGCAGCGGCUCUGAUGUGGAAUCUUCUGCAUCACCUGUUUUUGAGAUGAUCUACGAGCGUAACCCAAUAAGGAGCAGGUUUGAGAGGAGGCUAGAGGUUAAUACCAGCCCUCUCAAUAUCAUCUACAAUCCCCAAGCUAUCAAGAAAGUGGCUGACUUUUUCUACAAGGGAAGAGUUCAUACAUCAGGGUUUGGAUAUCAGUCAGAGUUAGAGUUGAGGGUGGCUGAUGCAGUAAGGAGACAAUACAACAAGCUCAAAAUACAGACCAAAGCGGAAAUCCGGCAGACCAUAGAUCAGCUGCUAGUUGGAGAGUUCAUAGAGAAUAGUAAGCGAUGGACAAUAAAAUUGGAUAUAUGUGCACCUCAGGUUAUCUUUCCUGAUGAUUUUCAGUCAGAAGACCCCAUGUUGGUGGUUGUUGAUCUUGGUCGUAUACUUCUUACCAAUUCCCAAGAAGAUCCAAAGACAAAGUCCAAAGUCUCUCAGUCAGAAGGAGACGAGUAUAGUGAUGAGGAAUACCAGACUCCACCAGCAACACCUCCUGGGUCUCCCCCUCCUGAACCAGAGACAGAGUAUAAAGGCCAGGAGAAGACCUCUGACCUCUCUAGUCUUAAGUCAAUAGAGGGAGCUCAGUCCUUUGGCAGGAUUCUGUAUGAGAAGUAUUCCUUGUCAUUUAAUGACUUACAAAUCAUGGUUGGUCGCUACAAAGACAACUGGAAACAUCUACAGGAGAAUGAAGUGGGACCAACCCACGUAGUGGAGAAAUUCAAUGUGCUCUUACAGCUGGAGCAGAGGCUGCGUUACACCUCAGACCCUCAGCUUCCUGGUGCAGUUCUCUCCGGUACCUUACCAGACCUCAAAAUACACAUCAACCUGGAGAAGAUGACUGCACUGAAAAGCUGCCUGACUAGACUGGGUAGUCCAAGUGCAGAUGAGGCCAGUACAGGAGAGACCAUCAAGUCACCUGAACCGUUAAUGCUCCGCCAUGAAAAGAUUUUUGAGUGGGAGGACAGUCAAUGGAAGCUCCAGGAGUCUGACAAAAAUCUCACCAAGAGUGUUAUGACUCUUGAACAGCACACACGUGAGGUGCUUGUUGAAUCUAGGCUUCUCCUUGCAGAAUUCAACAUCAACUACAUGCAGCUUGGUGUUGAAAGUGGAGGGCAGUAUAUAUCUGUCCUCAAGGUGUUUGGAACAAAUGCUCAUUUUGUGAAACGGCCUUAUGAUGCUGAGGUUUCCCUCACAGUCCAUGGACUUCUCCUAGUGGACACGCUGCAGACGUAUGGGUCCGAUUUUGAUCUGCUUGUGGCAUCCCAUAAGCACCUCAGCUUUGAUGUGCCUACUGGCAGUCUAAGAGAGAGCCAGCCUGCAUCACCAGUAUCACAAGAUGGGAAGUCUCCUGAGACUUCAGACUUGGGUGUGCCUUUUGAGAAGAUAUCUCCACUUAGCUCCUUUCUUAGAGACGAGGAGGCUCUCAUUAAACUGGAGUACCAGUUUGUCAGCUCAGACUGUCCGUCAAUGAAUUUGGAACGUUCCCUACAGGUUACCACCAUACAGGUUAACAAUUUGGAUAUUAUUCUCAACCCUGAAACCAUUGUAAAGCUGCUCAGAUUCCUUCAGCAAUCCUUUCCUAAAGAAGAAAGCACAGUGACUCCUUCAACACAGAUACCAUCACUGCCCAAGGAACAGGACCAAGAGGAAAUUUAUCAGUCGACUUAUGAUCAGGAUAAGGAGUUAACUGUCGAGAUCCAUAGGUUAAAUCUGCUGCUUUUGCGAACAGUUUCAACCGGAAUGGCCUUAGGCGGGGAAAAGCGGGGCAUGAAAAUUGCCACAGCCAGUAUAAAUGGAACAAAAGUCAACAUAUCCAUGGGAAGGCGACUUGAUGUCAACGGCUCACUAGGAUGUAUUCAGCUUGUAGAUUUGACUCAAGAAAGUGGAAGAAGUCAAUUUGUGGUCAGUCUUGGAAAUAUAGACGAUAGUACCUCUGUAGAUGGUGCUGUAUUUCCUUGUUCUGCACUAAUGCCGACUUCUGAAGCUUUAGAUUUCCACUUUUUGGAAAAGUCUCAAGGAGAGUGCUCUCUAGCGCUUCAUAUGGCAUCCCUGCACUACAAUCACUCAGCUAAGUUCUUGAAAGAGCUCAGUCUUUCUGCUAAUGAGGUAGAAGACAACUUUCGCUACAUGCUAAAGACUGCCGCCACGAAAGUUACAAAUGUCUUGGCUACCAAAACAGCAGAAUACAGUGAGAUGGUGUCUCUGUUUGAGACCCCACCCAGGAGAGCCAGAUCUCAGAGUCAGUCCAAUUGGCCAAUGGAAGCCUUUGAAGACAAUGAUGAUCCCACUGAUCUUGAGACAAAACCAAGCGUGGACUCCUUUCUAGUCAAGCUUAUUCUAAACGUCAGUAUAGAAUCGCCCGUUGUGUCCAUUCCUCGGAAGCCUGGUCACCCAGAGCUGCUUGUUGGUCAUCUUGGUAGCAUUGCAAUUCAGAACUUUGUUGCAGGGCAAGACUCCGAGCAGGACAAAUUGCAAGUUGAGGUUAAGGACAUAAGGCUGUAUUCUGUCAACACGAAUCACCUAGUCCUGAGGAAAGGGCCCAGCUCCAGUCAGUCUCCGUCUCAUAAGACUGUGCUCAGCCUAGAUGAGGCACAAUUUACUCGCCAUGAUUUCUUUGAAUAUCUAAGUCAUGGAAAAGCCUUUCACAUUCUUAAAGACACCACCAUCCAGUUCACACUUGAGAAGGUUCCUGCUGUUGAAGGCACACAGUUUCAGUCAUUUGACGAACCGUACCACAGUACAGGAUUACUUAAAGUUGAGGGCAAAUUUGUAAACGCUGUUCAGGUUUUUCUUUGUAAAUCUGUCUAUGAGCAGCUCCUCCAGACUCUGGAUAAUCUAUCUUUAAUCGAGGAUGAAAAAAUAAUUGCUCAUCAGCCUCCUACUCCGCCACCCCCUACACCCUCCUCUUCCAAGCCACAUCGCUUCCCUGAUCCACAGGGUGGUUUGUUCCCCCGAGAUCCUGCUCUUGCCUUGUCCUACUCUUCAAUACCAUCCUCCCUUUCGACCUCUCUUCCUCUCCAGAACCAUGGCUCUUCUGUCAAGCCUCCCUCUUUCACCCAGGUCAGAGCCACUUUCAAGGUGUCUGAGCUCCAGGUGCAGCUGUGUGCAGAUCUUAGCCAAGGAUCGCAGGACCUGGUUAGUUUGCGUUUCCAGGACCUGGAAGGCGAUUUCAGUAAAGACCAUCCUCACACUCUGUCAAUCCAACUGACUCUUCACUCUCUGCUAAUGGAAGACCUUUUGGAGCAAAAUCCUGAAUCAAAGCACAAGCACCUCAUGGUUUCCAGAGGUGCCCCCAAACCUUCAACCUUCAACCCGAAAGAAUACCUUUCCCAGUCCUGCCCAUCGGCAUCUAGUGCUUUGUAUCCAGAAAUGCCACGCUCACUGCCAGCUCAAAUGGAAGAAGCACAGAACGUCUUCCAGUUUUACCAAAGACACCCCAGUACUCCUGCAUCCAGCCGGAAAUGUAAGAAGGACGCAGAAUGCCCCAGCACCCCUCCCCCAUCGCCUUCUCGAAAUACGCCGUCCCCUCGCCCUCUGCCAGACUUGGAUGACACUUUGGUCCACAUCAAUGUGCUUCUGGUAGACAGAAGGCAUCCUGAGUUUCAGACGCGCUAUGGCAGCAUCAGUCGUAGUGUAGAUGUGGACUUUAACUGUCUAGAUGUCCUCAUAACACUGCAGACCUGGGUAGUCAUUCUGGACUUUUUCGGCAUUGGUUCUACCGCUAACAACCAUGCUGUGAAAGGGCCCAGUACUUCUUCUCAAUCUGGACAACCUCUGUCCGACACUGCUGCUGCUGAUUUAGCAGAUAUGUUUCCCGAGAUUAACGAAGACGAAUCGGAGAAGGUCAACACUAAGCUGGACCUAAAGGUUCAUUCUUUGUCUCUAGUGUUGAAUAAAAAGACCAAUGAGCUUGCUAAGGCUAGUGUGUCCAAAUUGUUUACACACUUAGAAAUGAUUGAAGGAGACCUUGCCUUGCAAGGAAGUCUGGGUAGCCUGUCACUAAGUGACCUGACCCCACAUGGAGCUCUGUACACCGAGCGCUUCACAACACGGGGUGGAGAGGCACUCAUUUUCAACAUACUCAAGUAUGGAGAACCUGACCCCUUCUUGGUACGGGAGUGUGACAUGAAGGUGUCUCUGCAGAUGGCUUCAGUGCAGUAUGUACACACACAGCGUUUCCAGUCUGAGGUGGUGGCUUUCAUCCAGCACUUCACCCAAUUACAGGACGUUCUAGGCAGGCAGAGAGCCGCUGUAGAGGGUCAGGUGGUGCGUGAGCGUCCACAGCGAGCCUCACGUGUGCUCUUGGACAUUGAGGCAGGGGCUCCUGUCCUCCUGAUCCCAGAAAGCUCCCACUCAAAGCGCCUCAUAGUGGCCAACUUGGGCCAGCUCAAAGUACGCAACAGCUUCCUGCCUGCAGGCACCCGUGGCACUUUUUCUCUCAAAGACAAGGUAGAGAAACUUACCAUGGCACAUACCUUUUUCCCAUCUUUGCGCUUGUCUUUCCCAAAGGAUCGUGUGAAGAAUGCUCAGCCUGUUUCUGGGAAAGUGAGUGAGGAGACGUCAGCAGACAGAGUCAAAGCGUCCAGCACUACUGCUUCUGGUUUUACCUUAGGCAGGCCUCAGCAGUCCAUGGGACACAGCUGUGAUGCAGAUACACUUCCAAGUCCAGAAGAUCAUGUGUGCCUACUGGACUGCAUUGCUGUGGAUCUGCAGGAGAUGGAUUUAUUUGCUGCAGAGCGGCUGCCCUGCGAACCGUGGGACAGUGGAGUGAAGCGCCUGGACACAGAUCUGGUUUUCCCCUCCUAUUCAGUCCACAGGACUGGAGGCAGCCUGCUGAAGGAGCGCUGCCACCUUAAACUUAAAGUGGAACGCAACCUGGACAAGGAGUUGAGCCAUGCAGUCCCAGACAUGUCCAUCCAUGGCAGCCUGUCUUCUGUACACUGUUCCUUGGAUCUGGAGAGGUACCAGCUGAUCCGUGGCCUGCUCGAGCACAACUUGGGAGAGCCUGUGGAGGAGUUCCUCAGACCCUACAACCUCCAGGACCCCAGCACCUAUACGGUGCUGAGUGGUGAUGUAUAUACAGGCCUGUCUUUCUUAGUUGACAUGAUGAAUGUCAGUUUGGAGUUGCUGGAUGGUCCCAAAUCCUCUGGACAUAAGCAGUCUUUGGCCAGGUUCGACUUUAUGAAAUCCAAGUUGCUGUUUGAGAGUUUCUCUGACGGAUCCAAGUCUGUGAACCUGGUCUCUCAUUCGCUCUUGGCCUACGACACGCGUUAUAGUGAGUCCAACAAGGCCACAGAGGGAAAACGCAAUGCAUUCGCCUGCAUUCUGCAGCCCUCUCGAACAGGCACCAAUCGAGCUUCCCUGCAACUGGAGCUACAUUACAGAUCUACCAGGGAUUCCUCAUGCUUCACUGUGGUGCUGAACAACCUGCGAGUGUUCCUGAUUUUUGACUGGCUUCAGCUAGUCAGGGAUUUUCUGCGUAUGCCCACGGAGAAGGGGGCAGCACCUACGCGCCAUCGCUGGCCAAGCAGCGGCAGUGACCCAGGCACAACGGGCGCGGUCAUGCCCAAAACUGUCAAGAGCGGAGUAGUUACAAAACGCUCCACUGUUCCUGUUGCCCAGGACAAAUAUCUGGAGGUUAAACUCAAUGCCACAGGGACUGAAUUUGUGGUUGUGGAAGACUCGUCAUGUUCAGAUACCAACGCCAUCAUUCUGAAGGGUACUACUGUCCUUACCUAUAAGCCUCGUCUGCUAGACAGACCUUUCUCUGGUAGCUUGGCUGGAAUUGAGGUGUAUUCCUGCCGGCUGGGCAGUGAGCAGGACACGGCGCUGUCUAUUAUUGAUCCCGUCAACGUGCAGGUUGAACUGUGUGGCAGUCCCACCUAUCAGAGCAGCUCAGGCCUGCUGGAUGCCUUCAACAUGGAAGAUUUUCCUCCACUGCUAGAGAUCCAGUUUCCUGCUCUGGAUAUCCGGCUGUCCUACAAUGAUGUGCAGCUCUUUCUGGCUAUUGCUAAGUCCAUCCCCACUGGCUCUCCAAGUGUUGCUGAGCCUGCCUUUGCCUCCCAGGCAGUCCAGCCCACUGCAAGCCCAGAGACUACCACCAAACCUAAAGACAGUUUCAGGCAUCGGACCGAAGCACUACUGGAAAGUCAGUUAACACGUCUUCAGGAUCUGGGAUUCAGGAGGGAAGAUUGCAGACGAGCUCUCAUUCAUUGCAAAGGUCAGUUGGAUCAGGCUGCCACAUGGCUGCUAGAAAACGCAGAGAGCACUUCUGGCAGGAGCAGAGCCGACUCUAAUUCAGGCUCCCACUCAGCUCACCCUUUGUCUGGCGUGGAGGUCAAGGCCGAGAGUGUGUGCAUCUGCUUCAUUGAUGAUUGCUUGGACUGUGAUGUCCCCUUGGCUGAACUCACCUUCUCACGGCUAUCUGUGCUGCAGAGGAUUGGAUCUAUACAGGAAGGAAAAGCUAGUUUCACUCUGUCUGGAGAUUACUACAACAGGGAGCUCUCAGGCUGGGAGCCAUUUAUCGAGCCCUGGCCCUGUGUCCUGAAUUGGCAGCAGCAAGCGGCAGGCCGGCUCCAUCCUUCUCGCCUGAAACUGGGAGUACAAGCCAAGCAGAGACUAGACAUGAACAUCACCUCCGUCUUACUCGACCAGUACAGCACCACCAAGACUUCAUGGUUAGCAGACUACUGUAAGGAAGACGAGCAGUCGCCACAGUCCUCUGCCUCCGUGUCUUGGAUGGGCUCCUCUGUGGACCCCCCCACUUUUGGCCAGACGGAUAUGAAGUUGUCUAAAAGAAGGCAGCCUUUCAUUCCUUAUGCCCUGCGCAAUCAUACUGGCUGCACUAUGUGGUUUGCCACCCUCACUACCACCCCAACCAGGGUGGCACUGUCUCAUAGCAGUAGCGCUGACUCUAUAUCAGACAUGCAUGGGCCUGGGACGGAGGACACACACAACAUCAGUCAGUGGAGAGAGGUGCAGCCAGGGGAGGAGAUUCCUUUUGAGUUUGAGGCCCGAGAGAAACUUAGACACAGACAUACCCAUGAGCUAAAGCUACACCAGCUCCUGGUACGUGUUGGAGGAUGGGAGCAGGUAAAGCCCGUCUCAGUUGAUAAGGUCGGCGUGUUUUUCCGCUACGCUGCUGCUGAUCACAACAACCCCUCCAACACGGUUGGUAGUCCAAUCAGCAGAACCAACAUCAUACAUCCCCAUGUAUAUUUUUCAGCCUUGCCCCCUGUCAGAGUGGUGUUCUCCAUCACUAUGGAGGGUAGUGCACGCAAGGUAAUCACUGUACAGUCAGCUCUCAUGGUGAAAAAUCGCUUAGAAGUGCCCAUGGAAGUACGGCUAGACAGCCCUUCUGCUCCAGACAAGCCUGUUGUGCUUCCACCUGUCCUGCCUGGAGAAGCCUUGGCUAUCCCUCUCCACUUGACCUCAUGGAGACUGCAGGCUCGGCCUAAAGGCUUGGGGCUGUUUUUCUGUAAGGUUCCCAUCCACUGGACCAGUGUGGAGCGUCCUGGGGAGGUCAGCAGCAGCAAGAGGGAGUGCCAGUCAGCUGACUUUGAUGACCAAAGCAAACGUAGCUUCAGGUUUUGCGUGGUUAUCAAGAAGGAGAACUAUCCUGAUCAACAGCCAGCUAAAGUGGUCACUGGUAGUGCGAAGCAGAUUUACAGGCAGCCAGGUCACACCAUCUACCUGUUACCCACCUUAGUGCUGACUAACCUGCUGCCCUGUGACCUCAACUACUACAUCAAAGGGACCUCAAUCAAGGGAACCAUGAAGCCAGGCAAAGAGGCAGUGCUCCACGCUGCAGAUACCUCACAGAACAUAGAGUUGGGUGUUCUUCUGGAGAACUUCCCAGUGUGUAAGGAGUUGUUGAUUCCUUCUGGCACUCAGAACUAUGUGGUGCGCAUGCGUCUGUAUGACACCUGCAAGCGGCUGCUGGGUCUCACCAUCCGCAUCAUUCUUCGGGCAGAGGGGGCGCUCAAGAUCCUCAUCUCUGCCCCUUAUUGGCUCCUAAACAAAACGGGGCUGCCUCUGAUCUUCCGCCAGGACAACAGCAAAACAGAUGCUGCUGGGCAGUUUGAGGAGCACGAGUUAGCCAGGAGCCUGAGUCCACUCCUUUUCUACUACACAGACAAAGAACAGCCUUUCAUGUGCACUAUGCGUGUUGGUAAAGGGAUCCACCCAGAUGGUGUUCCAGGCUGGUGUCAGGGUUUCUCGCUGGAUCGUGGAAGUGGAGUCCGAGCAGUUAAAAUAAUCCAACCCGGGAACAGACCAGGGCUCAUCUACAAUAUAGGAAUUAAUGUCAGAAAAGGCAGAGGACGCUAUCAGGACACCCACAUUGUGACUUUUGCACCUCGCUAUCUGCUUGAUAAUCAGUCUUCACACAAGCUGGCUUUCUCCCAAAGGGAGUUUGCUAGAGGAAAGGGUACAGCGAAUCCCGAGGGCUAUAUCUCCACUCUGCCAGGCUCUAGCGUGGUGUUCCACUGGCCCAGAAACGACUAUGACCAGCUCCUUUGUGUCAGACUUAUGGACGUACCUAACUGUACCUGGUCUGGAGGGUUUGAAGUCAACAAACCCAAAUCAUUCCAUAUCAACAUGAGGGACACACUGGGUAAUUGUUACUUUCUCCUUGCUGAAAUCGCCUUGAAAGGAGCAACCUAUCAGAUUUCAUUUAGCGACACAGACCAGUUGCCUCCACCUUUUCGCAUAGACAACAUGUCAGAGGUGCCAAUCCAGUUCUGGCAGUACGAAGUGCCAGAUAUCAGGCUGCACACUGAAGUGAAAGCUGGAGCGGUACUGGACUACGCCUGUGACGAGCCCAUUCUUCCUCCUUAUCUUACACUGACUGUAAAAGGAGCCGGGUCCUCUGAGGUCACUGCUGACAUGAACUGCUUUAGAGAGUACAACAAACUCUACUACGAGAACUUCAUCUACAUCGCUGCAAGUUUCACGUUCUCUCAGGAUGCGAGUAAAAGGCCAGGAGCAAUGAUGCGUGAUCCCAGCUGUGCUGAACUAGUGCUCGAUGUCGAGACAAAGACACAGAGAGUCGUACUAAAGAAAAAGGAACCCGGAAAACGCUCUCAGCUGUGGAGGAUGACCGGAAAAGGAAUGCUUUGUCAUGAGGGUUCUUCUCCCCCUCAGAGUAAACCUGCACAACCCCGACCUCUUGAAUACUCCAUGGUGCUGGACAUCGCUGGGCUUGCUGCAGUCACAGACAACAGCUACGAGCCAUUGAUGCUGAAGCGGCCAGACCCUCGCAGAAGUACUACCCAGACAUGGCAUUUCUGCUCUGGCUUGCUGACGUGUGGCUUACCCAGACUAGUGGUGCAGGUGAAGGGAGGAGUGUCAGGACUGUACGAUGGUGCAGAGGUGGUGCUCGGGCCGGACUCAGGACUGCUUGAAAAGGCCCCAGAACAGCAGUUUAUUAAUCAGAAGAUGAGGCCUGGCUCCGGGGUGCUGUCUGUGCAGGUCCUCCCUGACGGACCCACUCGUGUACUACAGAUCAGUGACUUCAAUCAGCGGCGAAUAAACAGAACUUGCCCUAGCACAGAGGAGAACCAGAAUAAGGAGAGCAUGCAGAAAAAGGAUACAGAGAAGGAACUUGAGGUGUUGGUAAACUUGGAGGAUGGAGUAGGUCUGUCUCUGGUAAACAAGGUGCCUGAGGAGCUGGUGUUUGCCACACUGUCUGGCAUCAAUCUGCACUUUACACACACUGCUGCCAACCAGGUCCUGGAGCUCAGUGUGAAGGAAAUCCAGGUGGAUAACCAGCUCCUGGGCAGCACACAGCCAGUGAUGCUGUGUGUAACUCCCAACUCCAGUGAGAGCACCAUGAUGGAUUCUGGACCUGCUCUGCAAGUCAAUGCUGUCAAAGUGCCCAGCAGUCUCAUGCUUACAGAGCUAUUCAAGCAUCUUAUGGUCACUACUCGGCGCUUCACUGUCAUCAUAGAAGAGAAACUCUUGCUCAAACUGCUGGCAUUCUUUGGCUAUGGGAAAACAGAAGGAGAGGUCGAGAAGUUGGAUGAGAACCUGUAUGAGAAAGCCAGUGAGGAAGCAGGACCUCGAAAACGCUAUUAUUUUGAGAACCUGAAGAUCAGUCUCCCCCAGGUUAAAUUAAGUGUCUUCACUUCACAGAAGCUGCCUCCAGACCUGAAGACUCUGAAGGGAACUCUGGGAAUCCUACUCAUCAGAUUUGAGGAUGCAGUCAUUAAUAUGUAUCCCUUCACUCGAGUCCACCCGUACGAAACCCAGGAAAUUAUCAUCAAUGACAUACUCAGGCAUUUCAGAGAAGAGCUGAUUAGUCAGGCUGCUCAGAUACUCGGCUCAGUGGACUUCUUGGGCAAUCCCAUGGGCUUGCUAAAUGAUGUCACAGAGGGCGUUUCCGAACUCAUCAAGUAUGGAAAUGUAGGAGGCCUGAUCCGGAAUGUAACACAUGGGGUCUCCAACUCCGCAGCUAAGUUUGCUGGUACCCUUUCAGAUGGACUUGGGAAGACCAUGGACCACCGGCACCAGAGCGAACGAGAGUACAUCCGUUACCAUGGAGCAACCAGCGGGGAGCAUUUAGUGGCAGGCAUUCACGGGCUUGCACAUGGUAUUAUCGGCGGCUUGACCAGUGUGAUCACGUCCACCGUGGAAGGUGUGAAGACGGAGGGUGGCGUGGCCGGCUUUUUCUCAGGUCUAGGCAAAGGCAUUGUUGGGACGGUGACCAAGCCAGUGGCAGGGGCAUUGGAUUUUGCCUCAGAGACAGCACAGACUGUUCGAGACAUGGCCAGUCUGAGCAACCACAGGCUGAGUGUACACCGGAUGAGGAAACCCCGUUGCUGUAAGGGCCCUCAGGGUCUACUGCCUCGCUUCUCUGCCACACAGGCCGACGGACAGGAGCAACUCUUUCACCUCACAGACAACAUCCACUCUGAAUAUUUCAUUGCCGUGGAGCCCAUCGACACUUACUGUGUGCUCAUCUCCUCUAAAGUCGUGUACUUCCUUAAGCCUGGGGAAUAUGUGGAUCGGGAAGCCAUUUUUCUGGAGGUAAAAUAUGAUGAUCUUUACCACUGCCUGGUCUCGAAGGAUCAUGGGAAAGUCUACGUUCAGCUCACAAAGAAAGCUGAAAACACAAGUAGCGGGGUAGCCAUUCCAGGUCCAUCACAUCAGAAGCCCAAGGUUCACGUAUGGAAUGAGAGCCUGGCAGUGAAGAUCUCGCAAGAAGUCAACUAUGCCAAGAGCCUUUACUAUGAGCAGCAGCUCAUGUUACCCCCCAGUGAGAACGAGGAUAGUUUACUGUUGGACUCCUGACGAAAUAAACUCGUGUUUGGUAGAUGCCGGUUUAUUUUUCUUGCACUGUUUUUAAGGUAUACCUGACGAUCGAUUAAGGCUGACAUGCUCUCACUGAAGGAUUUGUUUCAUGAUGCUACUGUAAUCGUCUCCAUUAAGCACAUUUAACUGGCAAUUAUGCAAGAUUUUACUUCCAAGAAGAUUAUUUUGUUUUAUAGAUGUUUAUAUAGUUUGAGUUGUUUACUGUUGCUAAAAUUGUGCAUAAAACUAAUCUUGUACGUUUGUUUAUAGGACAGUUAUGUAUGCCAGUACGACACUAUUGUCAUGUACAUAUUGUGGAGAAAUUUGAGGGACAAUUUUAAUGUACAAAACUGCCUUUAAAAUAGUUUUCUAUAUAAGUGAGAGAAUGUGGCUGAGGAAAUUGCACUGAUGUAGAUGUAAGAAACUGCUGCUGUCCUCAUUGCUUACUGUAGCGCAAGUACAGUACCACACACACACACACACACCACACACUUAACCGCUACAGGGAAGUGUAAAUAACGUCUGACUGCGCACUUACCACUCGUCACACAGAAGAGCCCUGAAUCCUCUAGAAUUUUAUUUAUUCGUGUCUCUUUUCUUUCUAUAAGCUCUUGUCCAUUUGGAAAAAGUUUUGUAAAUCUUCUGGAAUAAUAUAUAUUCCUACUAAUUGAAACACACAGUGCACCAAAGUCUGUCGCACAGAAUGUUGUGAGAGUUAAUAAUCAUUAAAUCACUACACUAAUCACCUAAUAUUUUGGCAUUUGGCCUGGACGUGAGUAGAUUUAUUGCUUUUGUUGUAAAUAAACUAUUGCUAAUCUGCAGAGAUUGCAAGUGCAAGAUUG